AGAGUUGAAAAGUGUGGGAGUAAACUAACCCAGUGAGAUCUGCAGACAUGUCUGGCAAGCCAGUGUGCAUUGCAGAUUUUGAGGAGUAUGCUAAAAACUUUCUGCCCAAAUAUGUGUAUGAUUAUUACCGAUCUGGGGCGGAUGACCAGGAAACCCUAGCUGAUAAUGUCGCAGCGUUUUCCAGGUGGAAGCUGUACCCGCGGGUGCUCAGGGACGUGUCAGUGAUGGACCUGUCCACCUCUGUCCUGGGCCAGAGGGUCACCGUGCCCGUGUGUGUGGCUGCCACGGCGAUGCAGCGCAUGGCUCACCCCCACGGAGAGACGGCGACCGCCCGAGCCUGCCAGGCCAUGGGGACAGGGAUGAUGCUGAGCUCCUGGGCCACGUCCUCCAUUGAGGAGGUGGCAGAGGCAGCCCCGGCCGGCCUUCACUGGCUGCAGCUCUACGUGUACAAGGACCGGCAGGUGACGGCGUCGCUGGUGAGGCGCGCCGAGAGAGCCGGCUACCAAGGGAUCUUCGUCACCGUGGACACCCCAUACCUUGGCCGGCGCCUUGCCGAUGUGCGCAACAAGUUCCAGCUGCCCCCGCACCUCAGGUUAAAAAAUUUCUCGAGCAGUGAGCUGGCAUUUUCCUCGGGGAAGGACUUUGGAGAGAACAGUGGGCUGGCUGUGUACGUCGCUGAGGCCAUCGAUGCCACUGUCAACUGGGAGGACAUCAAGUGGCUGAGGGGGCUGACCUCGCUGCCCAUUGUGCUGAAAGGGAUCCUCAGGGCUGAUGAUGCCAAAGAAGCUGUAAAGAUUGGGGUAAAUGGGAUCCUGGUGUCGAAUCAUGGAGCACGACAGCUUGAUGGUGUCCCUGCUACUAUUGAUGUCUUGCCUGAAAUCGUGGAGGCUGUGGAGGGGAAGGUGGAGGUGUUCCUGGAUGGUGGUGUAAGAAAAGGCACAGACGUUCUCAAGGCACUGGCUCUUGGUGCCAAAGCUGUUUUCAUUGGGAGACCUGUCCUCUGGGGACUGGCUUAUCAAGGUGAAGAAGGAGCAAAAGAAGUUCUCCAGAUGCUGAAGGAAGAGUUUCGCCUGGCAAUGGCACUGACAGGAUGCUGGAGAGUAGAAGAAAUUGGCAGGACACUGAUCCGAAGACAUCAAGUAUUGUUUUCCAAGAUUUAGGUCUGAAGACUCUUGCCUUGUGUGUUGCCUGUUGUGCUUCCAGACAAAAUUCAACUGCAUUCCCUCUGUGGGCCUCCUCCUGCAAUCCUGACUGAGGGAACGCUCCGCUCUGUAAGAAAUCACUUGUUGAAGAAAGAACUCAAAGCAAAUUUUACAGGUGUUUCCAAAUCUCUUGGGCUCUUAAGGAAAGCUGCUACACUGGGAGGUGUGAUUAGAGAUGGGCCUUUAUACAAGACCAGCAUAAAAAUGUCAAGGUGUUUUGCAACAAAUGCUGAUAAUUAAUUUCCAUGCCUGGGAGUAAUUUAGCUAUUGAAGUGAAACUAUAAACAGAAAUGCUGAAAUUUAAAAUGCAAAAGAUGCCUCUUGCUCACUGUUUAGAGAAACUAGACUGUAGAUUGUAGAGAUUAAAUCUUGCUUUCUUAUGAACAAAGUGUCCUUUCCCUAGUGACUUUAUAAGCAUCUGGGCUUGUGGCACGUAGGCUGUAGGAGCCCAGAGGACUUUUCAUUGUAAGAAACCAAAAAGCAAAGAAAAAUUGGGGAAACUUGGGGAAAUUCAGCUGUUUAAGUGGCACAAGCCCUCUGCAAUCAGACAGCUGUUAUGUACGUGCGUUGGAUAUAUGUCACAUCCUUGGCUGCAAAUCCCCGUAGCCCAAACUGUGCCAGCUGCCUCCACCUGGAGCUCCAAGUCACAUUUUUCACCUGGACUGAUUUGCUAAUAGUGGCAAGGGAAGGCUGACGCUGCCUGGGAGAGUUUGUAGAAUUUGCAGCCAUGUGUAAAAGGGAAACUUGAAUAAUUGAGGCAUUUACGCAUGAUUUGGGAAGAGCCUAGUGGCUCUGUUAAGUUUCCAUGCACACCCUUAAGUCAGAUAAAUCUUGAUGUUCUUCACUCUGCUCAUGAGGAGGAUGUGGAGACAUGCAAGAUCUGUGCCUCUCUUCUAUGAACAACCCAAAUAUCCACUGAAUUAAUGAGAAAUUUUGCAACUGUAAAGAAAAAAGGAGAUAAGAUUAUAGUGUUUUCUUCUUGGGUAAACCCAAGGCUAGCUCUUCACCUGUCUCACCUCCCUUGCAGGUAUGGCAGUUUUACAGGGAGCAGGGAAAGGCCACACAGGUUUUGAAUAUCUUGCUGUGAAAAUUUAAUGUUCAUUUUAAAAGAAGACUAAAGAAGAUAAAAACCCCUUAAUUUCAUGAUUUCACUGACAUCACCAGCUCCACCAUUUGUUUCCCAUCAGCCUCAUGCAUUCUGACUCUCCCGCUUUGCUCAGUUUGAAAUAUCCCUUACUGAGCUUUAGAGGCAGCUUUGUAAUAAAAUGAUGGAAUAUUAUAAUGUGAACUAAAGCUGGGGCUGGAACUCAAAAUGGGGAGAAAACCCAAAAGGCCACAUGCUUGCCCUCCAGUUGUAAAAUUUGUACUCUUAUUUACUGCAGAAUGUGGUCUGUUGUGUGAGAGUUGCGUAGCAACAAAAUAAAGUUUAUCUGUGCAGGGAAAUAUGAAUGUUUCUCAGAGAACAGAGAAACAUAAUUUCUGCUGUUUCCUGCACUUAUCAUAUCUGUUGCAAUGUGGACUGUGUCAGAUGUCAAUUACAGACUAACUUCGGCAAGACUGUUUAUUUAAGAUAAUAUAAAUGUUACUUAAAAGAGAGGGGCGUAAUAUCUUAUGUUUACAUGUUUAAGAUCUAUUUCUAAAGCUCAGAAGAUGCAGUUUCCUGUCUUUGCCCCAGCCAGAUUCGAGGAAAAUUCUGAAACUCUGUUGUUCAGUAGAAGUUCUGAUGGUGAAGAAACUGGUUUCUUUACUUGUGUGUAAUUCAUAGUUUCUAGUUCCUCUGGGAUAAGGGGUUUACAUUGUUUUUUCCCUGCCUGUUAUCUGAGAAUCAUCUGACUGCCUUCCAGUUCAACCCUAGUAAGACUAGACAAGCAUAAAAACCAAAAUUAGAGCCAAAUACUUAAAGGCCGUAAGACUGUUAACAGAAAGUAAAUUAAUUUUGUCCAGUGGAAUUCUCUUUUUAAAAUAUUCCACAGUGAAGAUAAUUUAUUUUGAUUUUGAGACAGCCAAAUAUAACUACUUCUUGAAAUUAUUAAAUAAUUUUUAAAAAAGGUAAAAAUUCUAUUUGGUUUGGGUUAAAAAGCGAAAGACUGAGUGCCCUGAACCAUUUUAAAAGCUGAACAAUGACCAGGCUAAGAAAAAAAAAAUCUAUCUCCACAUUUGCUUCAUCUGGAGAAGCUGAGAAAAAACCAGAGCACACAGGUGAUAGUAGAUAUUCCAUGGUUUGUGAGAGUGUUUCUGAGGAGAACAUAAGUAAUGUAACAAAAAAAGUAGGUGUUUAUGAAAUAUGUAAGUAGAAAAUUAUUUGUCUUAAGUAACACAUGAACUCAACACAUUUUAGGAACAAUUAGUCAUAGUCCUUAGAUCAAGGUACAGAAGUAGAGGGGAGCAGAAAUGUUUUGCAUUUAUGAUGCUUUAGUGUAACUGCCUACCCAAAUAUCAAAUAACAAACAUGAUGGGUUUAAUAGCGAAAUUAUUUUCUGGCUUUACUUUGGCUUCAUACUGAGUCACAAAUACAAAGAAAAAUUAUCUACAUAGAAAAAACCUAGUAAGGGGAGUGAUAUUUCAGUACCCAGAAAGACAACACUCACCUGGUGUGCUGGGUACUGAGAAAAAUCCCAACUGGUUUGGGAGGCUGGUGAAUGAUCAGUAACUGAAUGGGUUUCUUUAAUCACCUCCCAGGAUGGACCAGGAACAUUCCCUGGAAAAGGAGAUUGCAGCUUUUAAUGAGAAAGUAUUUAUCACAUGUUUUGUGAAGAGAGAAGAGACCGAAAGCAAAAUCUGAGGGUAUGAAAGAGGAGGAUGAUCUGGUGCUGUUUAGGAGAAAGUGGUACUUCCCAAGAGGUUCAGAUGAAAGGCAGGCUCUUACACACUGGUGUUUCAUGUUCAGUCUGUGUGUGGAUUUCUCUGCUGCUGGCAGUUCAGAAAUUCCCUUUUUGGAAGCAUUGCUACAAAGUUGUCUCCUUAGCCCCAGUGAGCUCCUGGAGGAUUAAACCCACUGAAAAGUGUAGAAGAGGGUGGCAUUCUCCACAAAAUAUGCAGAAACCAGUCAGGAGGUUUGGAGAGGCUUCAGCCCUGGUUUGGGAUCUCAGCAACUGAGAUCAAGACAUGCAUUUUUAGCACUAAGUUCUAAAUAAAUCAAUCUAUUUUAAAGUGGCAAGGUCAGUGAAAUGUUUUCUGGACAGCUGAUAUUGAGGCUGGACAUGCAGGGAGCAGGGUUCUCCUAAGAAAAAUAAAAACAGCAUCCUUCUCUAAAAGCCCACCUUGAGCAGGUUUGGCUGUGCUGGGAACAUCUUUACCAUGAGGGUCUGGCAGUUUAACUCAGCAGAGGAGAGCACAGAGGUGCAGGACUGUAGGCUGGCUCAGCAGAUGGCAGCAGUCAGCCAAGGGCUGUGAGAACAGGUGGAGGAGGAGGAGGUUACUGUAGCUUCAGGACAGAUUUUCCUCUCUCUCUUACUUGCCUAUCAGUCCUUUGAAGCAGAUACCUGCUGCUUUCCGAAUGUUUGGAGUGUGCACACAGGGUGGAGAAUCUAGUAAGUAAAUAACAGAAGUCAUAAUUCAGUGCACUGGAGCUGAGGAGCUGUGAAAGACAUGAUCUGUUUUCUUGUGACCUCCACCUCUCGCUGUGACUCCAGGACACAUUAUUGUGUUUUAUUUUCACUAGUGGCCAAGUCAAACAAAUAGCUCUGCAACUGCUAAGAACUCCACCCCCAUCCCCAAUUUUCCAGGUUGAACAUGAAACUUGUCUGUCUUACUGGGAAUUUCUGAACAUAAAUAAACAGACACUUAGAGUAACUCGCCUUGAUAAAUGGGCAGUGUAGGUCGGGGCCUGCUGGUUAUGCAGGCGACUCAAAGAUGAAGCCGAGCUGGGGAAGUAGGCAGGAAUGGCUCUGCUUUUCUUGGCUUCUCAAAUGGUUUUCAGGCUGAAAUCAAAUACUUGAGUGCAUGAGGAAAGCUGGCUUCUGAAGUCAUGAUUUUGCACUGAACCUCACUGUAAGGAUAUCUCUUAUAAAGCUAGUUUUGAUGUGGAAAUUUGGCUUCAAACCACACUGAAGGCCAUUAUAAACAACUACUUCAUCACAGGACACACAGAAGUUGGCUUCCUUGAACACUCCUAGAAAGCAAGCCGAACCUUAUUGAGCCAUAACCUCAGCUAGUGUAAAUCAGAGCAGCUCCAUUGACUUCAUUAGUUUAUACUGAUUUACACCAGCUGUGACUGCAGCCCACAAUACAGCAAGAUAUGUCAGCUUUUAAAUUCUGUCACUGGGUGUUGAACAAAACUGGUUUUAAAACAAAACUGGCAAUCCCAGAUUUAGAUCCUAAUGAGAUGCAGCGCUGUAAUUGUUUCAUGAUGCUUAUAUGCUCCAUUUUGUUUUCAUUUUUGCAUUGCUUCUGUUUUUCUUAUCUCCUGCCAAACAGAGGAAGAGUAUCGCAUAUGUUACAUUCAUAACAAAGAUGUUUUGCUGCAUCAAGAACACAUCUUCCAGAUGCAAAAUGCCUUUGUGUUGUAGCUCAGCUUCUUCCUUUGCAUAGGUACAUUGGUUAUGUGCAAUAUAAGAAUGUCCUUGAGGGCAGCCCUGUGUUUCCCUGGGGCCUGAGCUCUGGAAAGGGGCACCCAGAGGGUGUCCCAGGGGAACUUCAAAGAUCUGAUUCCCCCUUAGGGAUUUCCAGCUCCUAUCUCAUCAUUCCAGGUGGGUAGGAUGAAUUAUGUCCAAGAGCACCCUGAUAGGACCGCCCUGAGACCAUCAGUACUCUGUCACAGACCUUCAUGGUGCUCAAGUAAUUAUCCACACUGAGUAAUCAAUUGGCACCUCUUAUGGUGUGGAAGGAUGGGGGUUGCAUACAGAUGAAUUAUUCAGCCAAAGGGAAGAUAUUCAUAUAACUAGACUUGACAGUGAUUAAUAUUGGUUAUUACUUUAUGACAGCAUCAGUUGUAAGUUGUAAGGUCAAGGCAGUGCUGUGCACAGCAGAGAUGCUUUUCUGCAGGCAGCAGUCUCUGCUCAACAGAGUCUGAAGGGUAAAUUGACAGGCAGAGGUAGAGAAAGUCUCUCUCUAAAAUGGGGACAGAAACAAAUUAUUCCCCCAGCUGAGUCCCUUCACUUUCCCUUCCACUACCUUAAUUCACUGUUCUCCCUUAGGCAGGUAACACUGGGGUGGACAACACACACCACAAAUACUCAACAACCAUGGGGAAGGUCCACAGGUAACAGAGCAGAGGUGGUUUAGGAGAACUGAAGAUAGUGGAUUUUAAACACUUAGUUGUCAUUAAAAAGGUUCCUGGAAAGCAUGUAUUCACCAUAAGGUUUAUUUCAUGUGAGAUGAGUCUCAUUUUUGAGAACAGUCACCAAGACUUCAAAGGAAAGUGUCAAGAUUCUACAAUAAGGUGACAUGGCAUAAACUCAGCUGUUACACAAAUUCAGGAUGGGUAUUGUGCACAUCUCUAUUCUAUGGUCAGCAAAUUAGUUCAGCAUGUUCUGUUACCAGACCCAGAAACCUAGCAUGAGUGUGAGAUAAACAAUCUUCCUAACAGGUGAAACCUGAACUCUGAUCAGAGAUGGGAAUUCAAACAGCAGGAUCAUCUCCCAUACCUAAGCUUCCUUCCUCUGGAUCUGUACACAAAUUCUAUCAAAGAAAGAGACUGAAGAGUGUAGGUGGGGGUCUCUGUUAUAAUUUUAAUGCAAAUUGUCACUAACUUAGGAGUUACAUGUCUGUAGCCUUCCCAUUAGGUAUUUAAGAGCAGCAAACAUUACUGAAUUUGGUAUAAAUUCUUUUUGGCAAGCUUAUGUCUCUACCCAAGAACCUGGAAGAACUAAAGAAGUGCCCUUCAUACAAGAAACUCCACUGGCAAGCUUUUUGAAAGAGUUACAAGCAGAAAAAUCUAUUUUAGGAAAAGGGAACUUGUGUUUUCCUGAGAUUGUGACCAACAGAAUAUAUCUGCAAUUAAAGAGUUCAAGCUGGCA
Molecule: messenger RNA, 7159 nt
Organism: Lonchura striata (white-rumped munia)
Lineage: Eukaryota; Metazoa; Chordata; Aves; Passeriformes; Estrildidae
Gene: HAO1
Product: hydroxyacid oxidase 1
Molecular function (GO): FMN binding; oxidoreductase activity
Source: RefSeq, a predicted model, not a curated record